AUUUUAACACGACAAAUGUUUUACAAUUUAAAAUUACUGUUUUUAACAACUAUUUUAGCCAUUCUACAUAAUGUGACAGGUUUAUUCGAUCCAGUUUCGUUAGGUGUAGCAGCAGGUGUAGGAUUAGGAGCAUUUAAAUUUGAAUUUCUUAAAGAUCAAACCUACUGUCGUAUGGCGGAAUGUUGCAAUGAACGUAGUAUACCAGCUGAUAUUAUGGGACUAAAACGAGAGCUUUCCAAUACACUAUUUGGUCAACAUAUUGUACAACAGAAAUUAAUACCGGCCCUGGAGGCCCAUUUUAGUGGUAGACGCAACUCCCGCAAACCACUGGUUAUAAGUUUUCAUGGUACCCCCGGUACAGGCAAAAAUUUUGUGGCAGAUCAAAUCGCCAAUAAGCUAUAUGCAAAAGGCUUGGAAAGUAAGUUUGUGCAUAAAUAUAUGGGUCGAUCAGAUUUUCCAGUUGCACAGGAUGCUAAAUUGUACACUGAACGCAUUAAUCGCGAGGUACGUGAGGGUAUUAGGGCUUGCCCUCGCUCUUUAUUCAUAUUCGAUGAGGUGGACAAAAUGCCGGCCGGUGUUUUUGAAUCACUGACUUCGCUAGUGGAUUACAAUGCAUUUGUGGAUGGUCAAGAUACCACUCAGGCUAUUUUCAUAUUUCUUUCAAACACUGCCGGUGUUUACAUAUCCGAUAAGUUGGGCCAACUUAUCAAGAGUGGCACAUUAAGAGAAGACACUAAUUUGGGUCACUUUGAGCAGAUUUUGGAAAAAGCUGCCUACAAUUUGGAAGGUGGACUAAAGAAGACCAGCCUUAUAGAAGCCCAUGUGAUAGAUCACUUUAUACCUUUCCUGCCUUUAGAGAAAUCACACGUGUAUAAAUGCAUAGAACAAGAGUAUAAACGUUGGAAUGCCAGGCCUAAGGAAGGAGCCAUAGAAAAUAUUAUAAAUGAUUCUAUUACCUAUGAUCGUACCAAUGGCAUAUUUGCCACUUCUGGCUGCAAGAAACUAGAUAAGAAGGUGGCUGUGGAAGUUAUGUCAGGAUGAGAAAGAAAAACGAUAACAACAUUUUGUUGUAAACAGCUAAUAGUACUUAUGUUGGAAAGAAAACGCAUUUGUAUCUUAACAAUUUCUACAAUUUUUUAUACUUUUAUAUGUAGAUAUUUAGCGGUUUACUAAGCAUAAUAAUUAAAGUAAAGAAGAUUACAAAACAAA
Molecule: messenger RNA, 1209 nt
Organism: Calliphora vicina (urban bluebottle blowfly)
Lineage: Eukaryota; Metazoa; Arthropoda; Insecta; Diptera; Calliphoridae
Gene: Torsin
Product: torsin
Exons: 2
Coding region: 16-1041 (341 amino acids)
Biological process (GO): cellular response to misfolded protein
Molecular function (GO): ATP binding; ATP hydrolysis activity
Source: RefSeq, a predicted model, not a curated record